Molecule: messenger RNA, 2525 nt
Organism: Dacryopinax primogenitus
Lineage: Eukaryota; Fungi; Basidiomycota; Dacrymycetes; Dacrymycetales; Dacrymycetaceae
Exons: 7
Coding region: 457-2277 (606 amino acids)
Source: RefSeq, a predicted model, not a curated record
CCCAUCUCAAGACAAUCUCUGCUUCCCUCUCCUGAGUCUUCAUUGGGAACCCACGCUCGGGAUGAAUCUGGCGGUUCGGCCCCCCGAGCCUCGAAAAUUAGUCGUCACUACAACGUUCCUAGAGUCUUGGAGAAAGGCAUAGUGCUGCUCAAUGACUUCAACUUAAGUGAUGCACCGAGCAGACAGACUCGAGACGGUCUCAUCAACAUGUUUAUGAUAACGGUGCAACUUGAGGCGGCGAAUUUUGGCGUUCGCUGGAACCAAGCCUUGGCAACGGAGCUUAAGUCGAUCCUCGAAUCACACACGUGGAAGUUAGGGGAAAACAGCGUCGUAGACGUGCUAUGGAAUCGAAUUAGGGCUUUUCGUCCAACACGCCACUUUGUGGAUCCUAGCGACAUGCAGGUCAACGUAGACGCCUGAAAGGAGACCUUCCGAGGCGAAGGGGCUGUUCUCCUGAUGGAGCACAUCGAUGCUCAGUACCAAGAGUUCCGAAAAAAGGAGCCGGACAGGACGAUGGCGAAGAAGACCAAGGCCAAGCUCGUGCCAAGCUACUACGGAAUGUUCUUCCUAAUCGCCAACUCAUCUGGCAUGGGGAAGUCGAGGAGUUUGUCGGAGGUGCUGAAAAAGCGGAUGGGGAUCGUGAUAGCCUUGCGAGAAGAUCCAGAGGGAUUUCCGCCAGCAGAUAAGGAAGUCUUGGAAUACCUCCAACUAGCAGAUACAGCUGAGAAGUGUCAGAAAAAGCUGAUGUGCUUUCUGACCGGCCUUUUCAAAAUAUGGUGCGAAGACCUGCGGGCGCUCAAGGAAACGCACGGUUACAAUUCCGAGGAGCUCGCGGCGGUGUUUCACGGUCAGAUGGAACGCGGCCAUAAAUUCGAUGCGCCGGGAUCCCAAAGAAUGGCUUUUCUAGAGCGAGUACUCGCCAGUGCCAAUGAGUCUGAAGAGGCGAAACUGAGGACCCCGCGUCGUGAAGGAGAAGACCGAAGACAGGGAGAAGAGAUGACUGUCGAACCUGCGUCCUCCGGCAGCCCAGACUCCGAGCACAAUCCUGUCGACAAGGGUAGUAUCAGGCUGGUAACAGCCAUUCGUCGCCUGACUGCUCUGCUGUCGGAAGAAAACUCUGUGGACGGCAAGCCGCGCCUGAUUCUCGCAUUCGACGAAUGCCGGUUCCUCAUCAAAGACCGACGUGUUGCCGGAAACACGGGGACAACAUUCAAUAUUUUUGAGCAACUCCGCCAUAUCAUCCGAACUCUGCGCCGCGAAUCCUGCAUGUUUAUCUUUCUUUCUACCGAAACGAACCUUGACCCGUUCUACCCUCCACCUCACGUGGAUUCCUCCGGAAGAGUGCAAAGCCGGGAGUUAACGCUCUUAGAACCUUUUACAGUUUUCCCCCUUCCGGGCAUGCCGCUGAAAAAGGUCCUCACUGUCUAUGAUGUCACGACAGUAGAUUUUCAAGCCAAAAGGGGUUUCCGUACGCGUGAGAAAAAGGGCGAUGAAGAUAUAAAAGCUCACCUUGAGGACUUUGCGGCACAAAAGCUGCUUUGCUCCAAGGAACCUUACGGGAAGAACCUGAAGGCGGAUGAGGCGUUUGCGGUUAUAUCGCACUUAGUGCCCUUGGACAUUCGCACCGACGUACGCAUUCAUCGCCCUAUCAACGAGCAGGACCAGAGUGCGCGCGAUUUUGGCGAGAAGCAAGUCGCCAAGCAUCUGCGCGUUCUGCUCGGCAUUACAGGACGAGAGCAGAUCAAGACCGUCGCGUCGAGCGAGCCGCUACUCGCGACGGGAGCCGCAAGGAUUUUGUCGAGUAUGGAGUCGGCGCGACCGGUCCAUCUGCUUCAGCAGAUCUUUGACCCGCCUGCCGUCGAUAAGGGCGAGCGGGGCGAAGUCAUUUUCGAGUUUAUAUCGAUCCUGGCCCGGAUUAACGCGGUCGAGAAGAAACAGUCGCCCGUCUUCAGUGUUGUGGAAUUCUUCGAUGAGCUUUUCGACCUGGACGAUAAGGAACGAAAAGAACUGUACGACUCUCCGCCGACGCGAGAUAGAAAUGUCAAGUCCAACCCUCCUGCAGGACAAUCUGGUCACGUCGAGACCGAGUCCUCGGAAGAAACAGCUGGAAAAGACAAGACGAAGACCUUCAAGGAAACGUUUCAAUCGUGUUGCAUGAAUUUCGCGCAAUGCGUCAAGGUGACCCGCGACGACAUUCAUCUUGGCGAAAGUUUCGACCCCAAGCACUUUUGGAAAUACCUGAUUCGAAUGGCAUUCAUCUCGACCAAGACGAACUAGCGGGCGAUAGACUCAGCCUUCCCUAUCGCAACGGACCCACUCGGUACCAUCAAUGAAGCAACCUGUAGCGGUUCGUUCAAUCAAGUCAAAACGGACCCACGCGUCGGGUGCAGCCAGGCUAGAAAUCUCGCAGACAAUUUCGACACCGUGCUCCAGGAGUGGCAGGACAAGAAGCCACACAUUCGACUCAUCAUUUCGCUCGGGUCUUCGGAAGAUCAAAUCAAGUUGUAUCCUCCAGUGAAGCCCAG